ACUCUGACCACAACAGAAACAACACCUGAAAUGAGCACAACAGAGACAACACCUGAAAUGACCACAACUCUGACCACAACAGAAACAACACCUGAAUUGACCACAACAGAAACAACACCUGAAUUGACCACAACAGAAACAACAGAGACAACACCUGAAAUGACCACAACUCUGACCACAACAGAA
Scleropages formosus (Asian bonytongue) is the source of this 186-nucleotide messenger RNA. RefSeq names its product integumentary mucin A.1-like. NCBI's taxonomy places the organism in Eukaryota, Metazoa, Chordata, Actinopteri, Osteoglossiformes, Osteoglossidae. The annotation marks the transcript as partial. The record is from RefSeq and is a predicted model, not a curated record. The transcript is spliced from 2 exons.